AGGAGGUGCAGGAGGAGGAGAAGCCCGGAGAGAGCGAGCGAAACGCGGGGAGCAAGAUGCAGCUGGCCGCGGUGCUGUGCGGAGCCCUGGUAACUUUACUGCUCGACCACACUCCAGGUGUUCAGGGCAGCGCCGAGUGUUCGUGUGGGAGGAGUCACUUCACGUGUGCGGUCAGUGCGUUCGGGGAGUGCACCUGCAUCCCGGCCCAGUGGCAGUGUGACGGGGACAACGACUGUGGGGACCUCAGCGACGAGGACGGAUGCAUGCUCCCGACCUGUUCGCCGCUCGACUUCCACUGCGACAACGGCAAAUGUAUCCGUCGCUCGUGGGUGUGUGACGGAGACAACGACUGUGAGGACAACUCCGACGAGCAGGACUGUCCUCCCAGGGAGUGUGAGGAAGACGAGUUCCACUGCCAGAACGGCUACUGUAUCCGCAGCCUCUGGCACUGUGACGGGGACAACGACUGUGGGGACAACAGCGAUGAACAGUGUGACAUGCGUAAAUGUUCGGACAAGGAGUUCCGCUGCACAGACAGCAGCUGCAUCGCCGAGCACUGGUACUGUGACGGGGACACGGACUGUAAGGACGGGUCAGAUGAGGAAAACUGCCCGUCGGACGUGAUGACGGCCACCUGCAGCGUGGAGGAGUUCCAGUGCGCGUAUGGACGCUGCAUCCUGGACAUUUACCACUGCGACGGGGACGACGACUGCGGGGACUGGUCGGACGAGUCGGACUGUUCCUCCCACCAGCCCUGCAGGUCGGUUGAGUUCAUGUGCAGCAGCGGGAUGUGCAUCAACGCCGGCUGGAGGUGUGACGGCGAGUACGACUGUGACGACCAAUCGGAUGAGAAGAACUGCACCACGUCCAUGUGCACGGCCGACCAGUUCCGCUGUGGCACCGGACGCUGUGUGCGUUUGUCGUGGAGAUGCGACGGCGAGGACGACUGCUCGGAUCGCAGCGACGAAGAAGGCUGCGAGAAAACUGAGAGUCCUCCGUGUGCCCCGGAUCAGUUCCAGUGUGGGAACGGACGCUGCAUCGGUCAGAGGAAGGUCUGCAACGAGGUCAACGACUGCGGGGACGGGACGGACGAGCACCCGCAUCACGACUGCCGGCCGCGCUCCAGCGAGGGCAACUGUAACCAGAAUAAUGGAGGCUGCUCCCAGAAGUGUCAGAUGGUCAGAGGACUGGUCCAGUGCACCUGUCACACUGGCUACAGACUGAUGGACGACGGCAAAGCCUGCCAGGAUGUGGACGAGUGUGCCGAAGAAGGCUACUGCAGCCAGGGCUGCACCAACACGGAGGGGGGGUUCCAGUGCUGGUGCGUCCAGGGCUACGAGCUCCGACCCGACAAGCGCAGCUGCAAAGCUCUGGGGCCGGAGCCGGUUCUGCUGUUCGCCAACCGCAUCGACAUCCGGCAGGUUCUGCCGCAUCGCUCCGAGUACACGCUGCUGCUCAACAACCUGGAGAACGCCAUCGCCCUGGACUUCCACCACGACCGCGAGCUGGUGUUCUGGUCGGACGUGACGCUGGACCGCAUCAUGAAGGCCAACCUGAACGGCUCCAACGUGGAGGAGGUGGUGUCCACCGGCCUGGAGAGUCCAGGUGGACUGGCCAUAGACUGGAUCCAUGACAAGUUGUACUGGACGGACUCUGGGACGUCCCGCAUCGAGGUGGCCAACCUGGACGGGACGCACCGCAAGGUGCUGCUGUGGCAGAACAUGGAGAAGCCCCGAGCCAUCGCUCUGCACCCCAUAGAGGGGAAGAUCUACUGGACCGACUGGGGCAACACGCCGCGCAUCGAGUACGCCAACAUGGACGGAUCGAACCGGCGGGUCAUCGCGGACACGCACCUGUUCUGGCCCAACGGCCUCACCAUCGACUACGCCAGCCGCCGCAUGUACUGGGUGGACGCCAAACACCACGUCAUCGAGAAGGCCGACCUGGACGGACGCAACCGCAAGGCCGUCAUCAGCCAAGGCCUGCCCCACCCGUUUGCCAUCACGGUGUUUGAGGACAGCCUCUACUGGACCGACUGGCACACCAAGAGCAUCAACAGCGCCAACAAGUUCACCGGCAAGAACCAGGAGAUCAUCCGCAACAAGCUGCACUUCCCCAUGGACAUCCACACCCUGCACCCCCAGAGGCAGCCCGCAGGGGGCUGGAACCGAUGUGGCACCAACAACGGAGGCUGCAGUCACCUGUGUCUCCCCAGCAACAUGACCUUCACCUGCGCCUGUCCCACCGGCUUCAAGAAGGUCGACCACCUCAGCUGUGCUGAUGGUCUUGACAAGUUCCUGCUUUUUGCCCGAAGGACGGACAUCCGACGAAUCAGCUUCGACACCGAGGACAUGUCCGACGACGUCAUCCCUCUGGCCGACGUGCGCAACGCCGUGGCGCUCGACUGGGACGCCAGGGACGGCUUCAUCUACUGGACGGACGUCACCACGGACUCUAUCAACAGAGCGCUGUGGAACGGCUCCAAGCAAGAGGUGGUGGUCGACACCAGUCUGGAGAGUCCAGCAGGUUUGGCGAUUGACUGGGUGACCAACAAGCUCUACUGGACCGAUGCUGGUACAGAUCGUAUCGAGGUGUCGAACGGCAAUGGGAGCAUGCGCACCGUCCUGAUCUGGGAGAACCUGGACCGGCCCCGGGACAUUGUCGUCGACCCGAUCGGAGGCUUCAUGUACUGGACCGACUGGGGGGCCAACCCGAAGAUCGAGCGCGCAGGAAUGGACGCCUCCAAUCGCGUGGUCAUCAUCUCGUCCAACCUGACGUGGCCCAAUGGGCUCGCCAUCGACUACGAGACCCAACGCCUGUACUGGGCCGACGCCGGCAUGAAAACCAUCGAGUUUGGAAACUUUGAUGGUUCUGACCGUCAGGUUCUGAUUGGCAGUCAGCUGCCUCACCCCUUCGGCCUGACUGUGCACAAGGACAAGCUGUACUGGACAGACUGGCAGUCCAAGAGCAUCCAGAGCGCCGACAAGCUCACCGGGCUGGGACGCCAAACGCUGGCUGAGAACCUGGAGAACCUGAUGGAUAUUCACAUGUUCCACCGGCACCGUGAGACAGUGCACAACCCCUGUGCCGUGAGCAAUGGAGGCUGCAGCCACCUCUGUCUCCUGGCUCCAGCUCCCAAAGCCUCCAGCUGCGCCUGUCCCACCGGGAUCAACCUGCAGCCGGAUGGAAAGACCUGCACGUCAGGAAUGAGCAGCUUCCUGAUCUUUGCGCGGAGGACAGACAUCAGGAUGGUUUCUCUGGACAUCCCCUACUACGCUGAUGUGGUUCUGGCCGUUAACAGCUCCAUGAAAAACACCAUCGCCAUCGGUGUCGACCCCAAAGAAGCGAAGGUGUACUGGUCCGACAGCACACUGAAGAAGAUCAGCAGAGCUUACAUCAACGGAUCAGAACACGAAGACAUCAUAUCUACAGGGCUGGUGACCACCGACGGUCUCGCGGUGGACGCUCGCGGCAGGAAGAUCUACUGGACGGACACGGGGACCAACCGCAUCGAGGUCGCCAACCUGGACGGCUCCAUGAGGAGAGUUCUCGUGUGGCAGAACCUGGACAGUCCCCGAGCCAUCGCGCUCUACCACGAGAUGGGGUAUAUGUAUUGGACAGACUGGGGGGAAAACGCCAAGCUGGAGCGGUCGGCGAUGGACGGAACCGACCGCGUGGUUCUCAUCAGUAACAACCUGGGCUGGCCCAACGGCCUGGCCAUCGACAUGGCUGGCUCACAGCUGCUGUGGGCCGACGCUCACACUGAGCGCAUCGAGGCGUCCGACCUGAACGGGCAGAACCGCCACACCCUUGUGACCCCGGUCCAGCACCCGUACGGUCUGACCCUGCUGGGGCCCCACAUCUACUGGACGGACUGGCAGAGCCGCAGCAUCCAGAGAGCUGACAAGAACACCGGGGCCAAUACCAUCACGGUGCAAGCCAACCUGCCAGGCCUGAUGGACAUCCAGGCCGUGGACAGGGAGAGGCCACUGGGUUUUAAUAAGUGUGGCCAGAGGAACGGGGGCUGCACCCACCUCUGCCUUCCUCGUCCCAACGGCACUUCCUGCGCCUGUCCCACCGGCAUCUUGCUCAAGGGAGACGAGCGGUCAUGUGACGACUCCCCGGAGACGUUCCUGGUCUUCUCCAACCGGGUCAGCGUGCGCAGGAUCUCCUUGGACACCGACGACCACACGGACGUGCACGUUCCGGUGCCGGAGCUGCACAACGUGAUCUCUCUGGACUACGACAGCGUGGACGGAAAACUUUACUACACCGAUGUCACCCUGGAUGUUAUAAGGCGAUCGAAUCUAGACGGCAGUGGGAUGGAGACGGUGAUCAGCCAGGGCCUGAAAACCACAGAUGGACUGGCCGUAGACUGGGUGUCCAGGAACAUGUACUGGACCGACACUGGGCGCAACACCAUCGAGGUGGCCCGGCUGGACGGAACCAGCCGCAAAGUCCUGGUCAACAACAGUUUGGACGAACCCAGGGCCAUCGCAGUGUUCCCCAGCAAAGGGUUCCUGUUCUGGACCGACUGGGGUCACAUCGCGAAGAUUGAGCGAUCACAUCUGGACGGCUCCGACCGGAAGGUUCUGAUCAACACGGACCUGGGCUGGCCCAACGGCCUCACGCUGGACUACGACACCCGAAGGAUCUUCUGGGUGGACGCUCACCUGGACCGGAUCGAGAGCUCGGACCUAAACGGGAAACUGCGUCAGAUCCUUGUGAGCCCGGUGUCCCAUCCGUUCGCCCUCACGCAGUUGAAGCCGGUGUCCUCCCCUCUAACCCCUUUCUCCCGACUCUCGCAGCAAGACCGCUGGAUCUACUGGACGGACUGGCAGACGAAGUCCAUCCAGCGGGUGGACAAGCACACGGGCCGUAACAAGGAGACCGUGCUGCCCAACGUGGAGGGCCUCAUGGACAUUAUUGUGGUGUCACCUCACAGGCAGACUGGUACCAACCUCUGUGGAGUGAAUAACGGCGGCUGCACUCACCUCUGCUUCGCAAAGACCAGCACGUUUGUGUGCGCCUGCCCCGACGAGCCUGAUGGGAAACCCUGCUCCACCAUUUCAGGUUACGUCCCCACGUCUCCCACCAGAGGAACCAGCAGCACUCCUGUCCCCAACAAGAUCCCCAACGCUCCCACAGACACUGCACACAGAGGACCAGUCCCCGUCAACUGCACUGACAAGAACCUGAACAUGGAGGGCUGCACGAGCAACGUGGUGACGGCUCCUCAUGGAGAAGGUCUUCACAUCAGCUACGUGAUCGGGGGAGUUCUGACCAUCCUGGCUAUUCUGAUCCUCAUCGCCGCUCUGAUCAUCUACAGGCACAAAAAGUCAAAGUUCGCCGACCCCGGCGUGAGCAACCUGACCUACAGUAACCCGUCGUACCGGACGUCCACGCAGGAGGUGAAGAUCGAGGCGUCGCAGAAACCUCCGAUAUACAACCAGCUGAGAUACAAGAAGGAGGGGGGAGUGGACGGAGGCUACACCAAGGAGAAGAUCCGCAUUGUGGAGGGCGUGUGUCUCCUGUCCCACGACGAGCUUUACUGGGACGACCUCAAACAGAUCAAGCCGUCCCGAGGCGGCCUGCACACCUGCAUGCGCACCGACACCGUGUCCCUGCAGACCAGCAGCGCCUCGCUGGACGACGGCGAGACGGAGCAGCUCCUCCAGGAGGAGGCGUCCGAAUGCUCCUCCAUCACCACCCUGACUCCUUCAGCCAUCACCCCGCAGCGCCACGCCCAGCACAGCCUGCCCGACACCGGCUGGAGCUCCACGCGCAAGCCCUCCACCGAGAGUGAAGUUUGAGGAACCCCCUCCCCCCCUCCUGUCCUCUGUGCUUUAUCUCAGUCAUUCAACACACACACACACAGACACACACAUGUGUAUUUAUAAGGUAAAUAGGUACAAACUGCAUAUGGAGAGUAACGGUACAGAUGAGCCUGGUUUCAACACAAAUAAGCUUCUAUCAACACAACUCCUGUCUCUGAAAAUGGGGCUCCGUCCUUCUUGUGCACACACACACACAGACUCACACACACACACACACACAGUACAGUCCUUCGACAGUGCCCUCAGUGCUACUGACUUCAGGCAACAUCAUAAACUAAUGAGCAUGCUGGAAGAAGAAAGCAAAUAACUCUGGGGAGGAAGUGAGCGGAGACACGGAGCGUUUCCUGGAGGAGUCAGACUCUCAACAGACGCUUCCCUGUCCACAGCUUCACCUUCUCCUCGUGAACUUGUCUCCUCUUUAUGGACAGAGCCCCCCCCCACACCCCCGAUGCUCUCUAAUACCACUCCUGUCUCGAUGAACCUUUAUUUAUGAACGUUUUUGUACUUGUAGAGUGGGUUUGCUGACUUCCGGAGAGAACGGUGGGAGUUGUUUGUGUUUGAACUUUUUUUUGUUGUGCUGCAGGACCUGGUUAUUCAAGAGUUGUAUUUAUGACAGUGCCAAAGGGUGGGACUUCAAAGAGUCCCUGUGCGUCUCCCUGCAUUUACACUUCCGUAGAAAUGUGUCUUGAUUACAGAUGGUUUCCUUUGCCCUCAGCGGUGCACGACCUCAGUGACGACAUCUGCUUCUGAUUCUUUAUUUCCCCGCCUCCGAAGGGUCAAGCAAGGACUCGCUGUAGCCGAUACUCAAGACUUGUUGCAGAAGUCUUUUCAUCCCCUGCAAAAUAACUGAAAGGAGCAUUUUUGUGUUUAAACAUUUUCAUUUUUCUUGUAAGUUGUGGUUCAACCGUUGUGUGUCCUCGGGCAAAGCUGAGGAAGCCGCGAUGAAGUAACAGCCUAAGUGCCAAACAUUUCGUUCCUUUUCCUCCUUCAGCUGUAUAUUUAUUUUUUCCUCAGAGGUUUUAAAAUGUACAUUACAUUUUUCUGUUUUAUUUUACUUGGUCACCGACAUCACGGGAAGAAAAAAAAACACAUGUUCUCACUUGCUUCUACUCAGCCAUGCAGGUAGUCGUGGUUGUAUUCACCCAGAAGUUAACAGGUUAAUGUCCCCGGGGGUUUGCUGUCCAGACAGGUGAUCAUCUACGAGCACUUAUUUUUACAAUUUAAAGCUCUUUUGAUUUUAAUUUUAAUUUUAUCUGCCUCUAAAAAGCCUCUGUGAAAUCUUUAUUUAAGCACUGAAAAAAAGAGACUUGUUGGACCGACAGUAACUUUUUAUUGAUCACACACUAAAUGAAUGAAUUAAGUUUAAGUAAAAAUUAAGAAAUUAUAGGAAACGGAAAUUGAUUGAAAAACUGACUUUAUUUGUUUGGUUGUUUUUUAAGAUGAUAACCAAUUUUCAUGGCUCACGGCAUCUGUUCUCAGAUCUGUGGGAACGUGCACACAGUCAUAGAUCUGUGUCCUCAUUAAGAUUAAUGUUGAGAAACUGGAUCUGCUUAAUAAACCACAUUUUUCCUUAAGUGUUCCUCCAGAAAAUGUCCUAGAUAUAAAUUCAGUUUUUUGUGUAAUCCAAGAAAUAAACACACAAAAGCAGAUAAAAACACAAUCUCCUUGGUGGAGGCAGAUGUCAUUCGCCCCCCCCCCCCCCCCCAAUAUUUGUGAUAUUUGCAUCACAAGUUUAAUAUCCCUGCUCCUGGAACAUGAUCACAGAAAAUCCAGUUUCCCCUCAGUAGCAGACGUUUCAGAAGUGAAUCCUUCAAACCCUCUGUGUUCACAACCACGAGUAUCUGCCUGACCGAACUCUGUUGAAGGCAAACAAGAACAUUUGUCCUUUUUCACAAUUUUUGAGUUUUGGUUGAACCAUCAACUUUUAAACGUAACGCGUGUGAAGGUGCACGCGCAGCACCGGCCACGGUGCAGUAUAUAACAAAUGGGUAACUUAGAACACUGUGCAUGUCUGACCCCAUCAGACAGUGAGGGUUGUAGUUUUAGAAAUAUAUCACUGACAACAUACUGAAAAAACGAAUUUAAUACGAGUAAAGAUAUUAUGCAUUGCUUUGACUUUUAGAGUACAAUUCUGUCUGUCGUUGAGAUAUGGUACGAGUAAAUACUAUAUUGUUAUAUUGACAAAUAUACCAGUUAGACUUGAUAGGACCGCGUAAUUUUUUGAAGUAUCUGCUCCAAGCUCAGCAACUUGCUGAUUUGCUGCUAGACGAAGCACUGAGGCCAAUGAAAGGGGGUCUGAGGGUCUUGGCAGCUACAUGACCACGGUCUCCUGACGCUGGGUUGACGGCCUCCAGAGCAUCACAGCAACCCGGUGACGGAUCAUCCCGGCUCACUAUCCCUCCACCUCCGCUGCAGGAAUGCUACAACUGUACAGAUUUUAUCGCGCCGAUACAAGAAAAAAACAUUUCUGUUGGGAGAUAUCGCUUUUAAGUUGUAUAGUCUUUUGUACAAAGGGAUUUCAUGAGCGUUUCUAGACUUGUUUUAAUUUUACUCACUGGAGAAGAACAUUAUUUUUUUUCGUUGUUUUUUUUUGCUGGAUUAUUUUAACCACUGUGUUUCCAAGCCUUGUAAAUGAUAGGGAAGGUACCAGUUAUUUAAUAGUGCUCUUUUUAUCUUAUGAAAUACUGGUCGCGUAUAGCUGUUGUAAAGUUAACAAAAAGAGGUAUUUAUGAUUUCUGUUUGGUUGUCACUUGAUGUGUAAAUAUGAAAAGACUGUAUAUGUAUUUCCAUGACAGUACUAACAAGCUGUGUUGUGUGAUAUAGUGAAUUAUCCCUUUGCUAUCUUUUAAUAUAAAAAUUGCAUUUGCAUUUCAAUGCAACUUUCGGCUCA
This is a messenger RNA of Platichthys flesus (European flounder), 8727 nucleotides long. It is a transcript of the gene lrp4, whose product is annotated as low density lipoprotein receptor-related protein 4. The coding region runs from base 57 to 5813 and encodes 1918 amino acids. The transcript is spliced from 38 exons. NCBI's taxonomy places the organism in Eukaryota, Metazoa, Chordata, Actinopteri, Pleuronectiformes, Pleuronectidae. Gene Ontology annotation, molecular function: protein binding; calcium ion binding. The record is from RefSeq and is a predicted model, not a curated record.